Molecule: messenger RNA, 1731 nt
Organism: Aspergillus aculeatinus CBS 121060
Lineage: Eukaryota; Fungi; Ascomycota; Eurotiomycetes; Eurotiales; Aspergillaceae
Product: putative 2-dehydropantoate 2-reductase
Exons: 1
Coding region: 226-1527 (433 amino acids)
Cellular component (GO): cytoplasm; mitochondrion
Molecular function (GO): NADP binding; 2-dehydropantoate 2-reductase activity
Source: RefSeq, a predicted model, not a curated record
UGCCCAUAUCUCACCUGAAAUCAGACACUGCUCAGGGAGGAGAACGACCACUGUCUCCACACAGGGUACAUUCCCCCGGGCCCCCGGUUUCUCAAGACCGCUGUUCCGCGGCAGCUUUUCAAAGUGUCGUACAUAUUCAGACGCAGUCCGCUGUGGCGGACUGGACCAUAUACAUCAUGCUUUUCAUCGGUAUUAAAAGCUCGGCAAUUUACCGUCAGUUGCUUCAUGUCGAACUCUGCCAAUGAACCGAAGGAAUCGCUCGACGCCGGCUCCAAUUCCCGGCUCUCAGGGCGCAUACACAUCGUGGGUAGUGACAAUGACGCCUUAUUUAUUGCUCACUCAUUAGCAAGUCGACGGUCUGUGCCGCCUAUCACUUUGAUGUUGAAUGAUUUUGGCACCUACCAAAAAUGGGUGGCUGCGAAACAGAGCAUAAGUUUGCAAGCGAAUGGGUUGGAGGACAUCAAGACCGGCUUUGAUGUGAACGUCAGGAGGGGCAAGGCUACCUGGUACUCGAUUCCCCAGACGACCGAGCAGGGAGACUACGGAGAUCAUGACACGCUCGAAUAUGAGGGCGACUUCUAUGGCGCGGCGGAACCUGAGUCUCCCGGAACUGUGCAAUUCCAACAGGAUGACUCGAAGAUUGAGUGUGCAAUCAUCCCUGUCAGAUCGAACUGGACCGCCCUGGCCGUGGAAUCGAUUCAGCAUCGCUUGACGCCUGAUUCGACGAUCCUGAUCCUCUCAGACGGCCUGGGCACGAUGGAAGAAAUCAAUAAGCACUGCUUUCCGGACCCGAUGACACGACCGCACUACAUGCAAGGAGUAUUCACCCACUACAUUCGUCGGAGAAAGGGCAGUUUUCAAUUCUAUCAUGCUCAGCUGGGCACACUUGUAUUAGGGGUUCCACCGCAGGAAAACAAACUGUCUUUAGCUGAGGCCGAGAAAAUCUAUUGGACGCAAGCCUGGGCUCGAACCACCAAAUACCUCAUGCGCAUUCUGACCACCACCGCGCCACUCGUCGCUACUGCAGCAGCCCCGACCGAUCUCUUAUUAACCCAGCUGGAGCAAAUCGCGGUUCAAUCCGUUCUCCAACCGCUGACCGCGCUCAUGGGAUUCAAAAACGGUGCUACUCUUUACAAUUACCACUUCACCCGUCUCACGCGCCUCCUCCUCCUCGAAACAUGUAGCAUUAUCGCCGCUCUGCCCGAGGUUCGGUCAAUUCCUGGGAUCGAGGUCCGCUUCGGCCCGGAGCGCAUACGCCGCCUGCUCACCCAAAUCGCCGAAAGGACUGCCGGCCAGGAGAGUAAUAUGCUGCGUGAUAUCAAUGCGGGCAAGGUAACUGAAAUCCAGUUUCUGAACGGCUACAUCGUGCGCAGAGGCGAGGAGCUCGGCCUCAAACCAGUGAUGAACUACAUGAUUCAAGCAUUGAUCCAAGGAAAGACAUAUGAGACCAGACAAAAGGAAAUCUCUGCAAUUCCCAUUGAUGUCCCCAUGGAAGGGCGAAAAAGGGAUUUUCGAAGCGCUCCAUAAUCCGAAUUAGACCGCAGGAUGCUCCCAGGUUCGGGUCAUUUCCUAAACAAUUUCCUUUCAAUUAUGCCUAUAUCCCUAGCAGGGAACCGUAUCUAGGGCUUGAAAGCAGAGCCGUCUAAUCUGUCUCCACCGGUUCAGGAGCAUUUGUACCUUUUCUGGGUGGAAUUGGUCGCUCUUACCGGACAGAACACUCUCCAGAUAUCG